Molecule: messenger RNA, 5271 nt
Organism: Knipowitschia caucasica
Lineage: Eukaryota; Metazoa; Chordata; Actinopteri; Gobiiformes; Gobiidae
Source: the annotation of a GenBank genome assembly
AUGUUAGUCGGAAACAAAGUGGGCCAAGUUUUAUUGGUGCAGUCGGGAGUUGCAUGUGUGUGUGGGAUGUCUGAAUCCAGGAGAGCUACUUGGUGCCCGUUUUGCCAUCCCCAGACUUCUACUGAUGAUUUGGAGCUACUACAUCCACUUGAGGCCAUUCUCCCUGAAUAUGAGCACUCUGUGUGUUCAUAUGAGAGCCUUGAUAACGGGAAGUUUAAGGCCUCCAUCAAGCUGAAGAUUAGUGCAGAGGAGGAGGUGCAACUGUGGUUGGAAGCUUUUCAAUCCAGGUCCAAAACAACCUGGAGGUUCCUGAAAACCUAUAAAAUCACCCCUGAGACGGCACGCACUAACAAGUACAGAGUAGAUCUCCGGUGUCUUCAUGGUGGAUCUACCUAUUCUUCCAAGAGAAACACAUCCUGCCCUGCGCUGCUCUAUCUUGUGCUCAAGAAAGAUCAUUUUAGCCAAAAAAGAAGAUCACGAUCCUGUGACCCUCAUACUCAAAAUCAACUGACAUUUCACAUUAACUUUCAACACACCCAUAAUCAUGACAUGGAUUGCCCUGUAGCCCUUCGGCAUCGGCCAGUCUCCAAGGAAACUGUUACAAAAUUAGAAAUGUUAUUUGAGAGUGGACAUUCUCCCUCUUCGGCAAUAAGGAUCUUAAAAAGGGACCUUCAAGAACAGAUGGGUGAGAGUUAUGCCUUUGCUUCUGCUGAUCGCUCAGUCUGCCCUGACCUGAGCUUUUGCUACAGAUUGUACUACAAAAGAUUUAACAAGAAAUGUAGAAAAAAGAAAAUACAAGCUGAGGAAAUGCACAUACCAGCCACAUUCAUUCUUCACGACAACGAAUGUUAUACUGAAAACCUGGAGCUGUGGCCAGACGACAGCCCCCCAACCCAAGACGGAGCUGAUCUUGAGCUACGCCUCCAGAAUAUGUUUGAAGACCUGUUGCAGAAACUAAGAACAAACACUACAUUCCAGGAGCCAAUAAAGGCAAUGCAAUACAUCAUACCGUUCAAAGAGCCGCAGCACUGCGGGCCGGAGGAGUUUUACGACAUAUCUGCGCUUAACUGCGCGAAAUGUGGCUCAGACCAGCGCCAAAGCAGCACUGGUCUUUCUUGCGUCUGCAAAGUUGGUUUUUUUGCACUUAUUGCUGAGAAGUCGACCAUACUGUGUCAGAAGUGUCCUGCAGAUAAACUGGCCGUAACGAAGGAUGGUUUUGGAUGUAUUCGCUGUCCAGGCAGUGUGAGUGACGAGGGGUUUUGUACAUGUCCGGUGGGCAGUGUCCUUGUUGAAAGAGAUCUGGCAGGGAACAUUUUGGAGCAAGCCCAAUGUGAGAUGUGUAAUGGCAGCAAACCAGCCUCUGCUGCCCCUAACAUCAAUGGAGACAGGUGUGAGAGAUGUCAGGCUUCGUUCACGAAUACCUCCUGCACAUGUGGGUCUCCUGGGAUUCUCUCUGGAGGAUUAUGUUUUCCACCCGGAAGUCUCCCAACAAACGUCAAUCCAAGUGUGAACUUUGCUCAGCUGAAAAUAAAUGUGCAUUCGGCUUGGUUUGUCAGAAACCUCUACUCUUCUGCAGCGGCCUGUCUGGUCUUCUCUAACGUGACGGCGUGCCAGGCUCUGGGGAACAUGUGUGUUCUGAACAUGCACACCUUCAGCGGCGUGAGCACUGACGCCUGUGGACUCUUCAACACCAUCUUCAGAUCCAGAGCAGCGCUGAGCUCAAACUACGACAUCUCCUACUGGAGAGUCAACUUGCCCUGGCUUUACUACGGAGAAGAGCCAGGGUUGGCGGUCAGAGUGCUUCAGACAAAUCCUGUGCCCUUUGGAUUCAGUUUCAGAGGAAAAGACAAGUUUACUGCAAUUAAUUUGGUCGCUGCUGUUUAUGAUGUACGCGGAGAGUUCAUCAGAUGGGAAAAGAUCAGUCCAGGAAAUCUGCAGCUUUGUCCAGACACUACGGUCAGACAUGCAGCAGCUUUUCAUUUUGGGACAUCGUACCAAGAAAGUUGUACACUCUCAAUCAAAGAGCUGCUGACUUCUCACCCGGAGCCUCUGUUCUACGAUGUCUUCAUGGAUCUUGGAGGUGAUGAGAACAAGAAGCUUCUUCCUUUACCCACACUGGUCAACAACCAACAGUAUAACGGAAGAUUCAUCAACCAAGAAAGCAUGAAAAACUGGUAUCUGUCUCGGCGCUUGUUUUUGGUGGAUGCGAUAAGUGGACGUGAGAAGAACUUGAAUGCCAUCCCCAAAGUGAUCCGUGUGAUAAAAAGUCUGACCAUAAAAUUUCAGCUUGUUCCUCGGACUCAGGAGGGGCAGGUGUUUCCUCCUCUGAUUUCUGUGACCUACAACGAUGUUCCCGUCACCGACAUCGACACACAAACAGUGACCACUUCUUUUUCAGUCCAAUAUGAGAUGGACCAGAUUGAAUCCAACUUGAAAAUGAAUACGGCUCUCGGCGUGUUGGGCGGCGUCGCGGUCUUGUAUUCAUUGUUGAAAACCGUGAGCUGGAAGAGGAGGAUUGGCUCUUCGCUCAUUGAUGCUGGGACGGUGUUCAAGUUUUUGUUGUUCUAUGCCGGAGAUUUGGCAAAUGUUUUUUUUGCCGUUACUGUUGGAACUGGACUUUAUUGGCUGAUAUUUUUUAAGACUUUAAAGGCCCAGCAGUUUGUCUCUGUGUUGUUACCACUUCCGGCUCAAGAGGAACAGUUUGUCACAUACAUCGGUUGUGCCUUCGCACUGAAGGGAGUUCAAUUUCUUCACAAAUUGACCCUACAGUUGUCUGUGGACAUGUUCUUAAUCGAUUGGGAGAGGCCCCGCAAUCAAAGUGCCUCCAGAACCAGCCAAGCUGGUAGUGAUGUGAAGCGAGAUCCCGCCCCUGUAAGCAUCUGGAGGACCUACUUUGUGGCCAAUGAAUGGAAUGAAAUCCAGACUAUUCGAAAGAUUUGCCCCACGUUUCAAAUCAUGGCUGUGCUUUUCUUUCUUGAGGUGCUGGGCUUCUCAAACUUGGCCCUCAGGGACCCGUCGCCUCUGUUAGAGCGCCCCCCGCAGGCGUAUACUCCGUCCUACAGCCUGAUCCUGCGCUAUGCCGUCACUACUGCACUGUGGCUCUGCAUUGGACUCCUUCAAGUGAUCUUUUUCUCUCUCUUCUACGAGUGCUUUGUUGAGGACAAAAUCAGACAGUUUGUAGACCUCUGCUCCAUCAGUAAUAUAUCAGUGUUGCUCUUAUCCCACCGGUGUUUUGGUUACUACAUUCACGGACGCUCAGUUCAUGGUCACGCCGAUACAAACAUGGAGGAAAUGAACAACAAUCUAAAAAGAGAAGGGGAGUCCCUGUGUGGUCAAAGGGGUCUGCUCCCCAACACAGACACUCAGACGUUUCAGGUCGCGCUCACAAUCCCGUUGCGAAAUCAAUACGACCGGAUACGAGAGCCGCUCAACCGGAGAUACAGACCAGCCCGACUGUUGGAUACAUCGUCCGGAAACCACUUUGAGCAGUACACCAAAGCUUACAACACCAUGAAUCACUUCCUGGGAGCUGUUAUCGACCAUGCCCACCCAGCUUUGGACUACAUUCUACGAGACAAACUAAUGCUUGAGCGUGUGAUUGGGAUGGAAUUUCUCGAACCAAAUGACAAAAGUAUCUUCUACAACGAUGAGGUCCAUUCCUUCAGUGACUUGCUGUUUUAUGGAAAUGAAGCCACACUGCUGAUAUUUGACACAUUGUUCUUCUGUGUGGUGGACCUGGGAUCUCAGAGCUUUGUGCUGGCGGCUAUUCUCACCCACAUCCAGCAAAUGAUAUUCAGGUUUAUUCGUGACCAGUGCCUCGUGAGCCAUGGUUGUGACGUCUCAGGUCCUGCGGAGUUUACCGCGAGUCAAAGUUCUGGCUCCUUCUACAUUCUCACGCCUCCUCAGGUCAACUCAAUUCUGAAGGCCAACGAGUACAGCUUCAAGAUUCCAGAGUUUGAUGGGAAGAAUGUGUCAGCAGUGGCUGGUUUUGAGAGUAACCAACUUCCAGCAAAUGCUCCGAUAGAAGACCGUCGCAGCGCGGCCACAUGUCUGCAGACACGAGGAAUGUUACUGGGGGUAUUUGACGGCCACGCAGGCUGUGCCUGUGCUCAGGCUCUGAGUGAGAGGUUGUUCUACUACAUCGCAGUAUCACUCCUCCCUCAUGACACUCUGUGUGAGCUGGAGGCCGCCGUGGAGAGCGGCCGCGCCCUCAGCCCCAUCCUGCAGUGGCACAAACACCCCAACGAUUACUUCAGCCGAGAGGCACAGACUCUUUACUUUAACAGUCUGCGGACGUACUGGCAAGAGCUCAUAGACCUCACAAAUCCCGGAGAGGUUCCGGACACACGGGAGGCUCUGAUGAACGCGUUCAAGAGGCUGGACAAUGACAUAUCCCUUGAAGCUCAGGUGGGAGACCCUAACGCCUUCCUUCACUACUGGGUGCUGAGAGUGGCCUUUUCAGGGGCUACGGCCUGCGUGGCUCAUAUCGAUGGACCAGAUCUAUAUUUAGCCAAUACAGGCGACGCUCGGGCAGUGCUAGGGGUUCAGGAGGAGGACGGCUCCUUCACUGCACACACCCUCUCCAACGACCACAGCGCUCAGAACGAGAGUGAAGUGGCUCGGAUCAGAGGCGAGCAUCCACCAUCGGAGAAAAAGACUGUCAUUAGACAGGAUCGUCUGCUCGGACUCCUCAUGCCUUUCCGGGCGUUCGGUGACGUCAAGUUCAAAUGGAGCAUCGAUCUGCAGAAGCGUGUGUUGGAGUCGGGACCCGAUCAGCUCCAUGAAAACGAGCACACAAAGUUCAUCCCCCCAAACUACCACACGCCCCCCUAUCUGACCGCGGAGCCAGAGAUCACAUACCACCGCCUGAGGCCGCAGGACCGCUUUCUGGUGAUCGGCUCGGAUGGCCUGUGGGAGACGCUCCACCGGCAGGAGGUGGUGCGUGUGGUGGGAGAGUACCUGACCGGAGUGCAUCAGCGGCAGCCUCUGAAGGUGGGUGGCUACAGGGUCACACUGGGACAGAUGCAGGGGCUGCUGGAGGAGAGGAAGGCUCGCACGUCCUCUGCCUUCGAAGACCAGAACUCCUCCACCCACCUGAUGCGCCACGCGGUUGGCAACAACGAGUUUGGCACCGUGGACCACGAAAGACUGUCCAAAAUGCUGUCUCUGCCCGAGGAGCUGGCCCGCAUGUACAGAGACGACAUCACCAUCAUCAUCGCACAGUUUAAUCCACAUGUGAUUGGAGCUCAGCGUCAGGGAGACCAGUCCUGA